AUGGCCUUUCAGCCAGCAUAUCCUCUUCUGCAGGGGUUUUCUGCUAAUCGAAGUGGUGGCAAACUCGUGUUUACUGGUCCAGGACCUGUGGAACUACAUGCUCAUUACAUUCUGAUAUCUGAUGGAGGAGAGCUCCGGGUGGGAUCUUCCACAGCCCGUUUCCAUCACAGAGCACGCAUCUAUCUCUAUGGAAGCCUCCACUCCCCACCACUGUUUCCAUAUGGGGCCAAGUUCCUGGCAGUGAGAAAUGGGACCCUUUCCAUCCAUGGCUGGGUGCCCAAAGUCACUUUCACAUACUUGAAGUCAUCAGCUCUUGCUAACGACUUACGAUUAGUGCUCCAGAAACCUGUUGAUUGGGAACCUGGUGAUGAAAUUGUGGUGGGAAGGACAGGUCUUGGAGAUGCACAGCAGCAAGAAGAAGUGGCCAUUAUUGAGUCUAUCAAUAACACUGAGCUCUACCUUAGGUCACCACUCAGGUACUCCCACAACGUUGGAGAGGAAAGAGUGAAUGGCCAGAGCCUGCCUUUGACUGCUGUGGUGGCACUGCUUAGCAGAAGGGUUGUUGUUCAAGGGAAUGUCACGAAGGAGAGGAUCUCCCACGUCAGAGAGUGUGCAGAAGCAGGUGGCACAAGAGGUGGCUCCAGGUGUCUGUACAAGCGAAGUGAGAGGCAGCUGGGGUCUCGGGACCUGGGAGCUGUUGUCAUUGUGGAAGCCUUCCAGGGAGCAACGAGUCAGCUGCAAGUGGAGGGGGUCCAGUUCUACCACAUGGGCCAAGCAUUUUGGCAGCAACGCAGUGCCCUUACAGUUGCUGGCAAUGCACAGAUGGCAGACUCUUACAUACAUGGUUGCUGUUUUUUGGACUCCUUUGGCCAAGGGCUCCAUCUGACUGGGAUCUCAAACCUUAGUGUAGACAGUAAUGUCUUCUUUAACAUUUCAGGACAUGGGCUUCUACUGGGAAGUGGCCUGGAGAAGGGGAACAGAAUCAGAAACAACAUAGUGAUUGGCCUUUCUGCAACGGAUGGUUUAUCCAACAUUGAGACUCUGUCACCAGCAGGGAUCUACAUCAGAGCUCCUGCCAACCACAUUGAGGGUAACACCGUGUGUGCUGCUGGAUAUGGGUAUUUCUUUCAUCUCUCUCCUGAGGGACCAUCCAAAAUGCCUCUCCUGUCCUUCAGUGAGAACACAGCCCACUCCUGCACCAGGCAUGGGUUGCUUGUCUACCCAGAAUAUUUGCCAGACAGCCCAAACGGCCCCGUUCAGUUUGACAGCUUCACAGUUUGGAGCAGCCAAGGUGGAGCCCAGAUUUUCAGUAGCAGCAACCUCAAACUCCAAAAUUUCCGAAUCUAUGCUUGCACGGAUUUUGGCAUUGACAUCAUGGAAAGCCUGGGAAACACAGCUGUAGCUAAUAGUGUUUUAGUUGGACACAUUGGGCAAAAGGAUAACACCUGCAUGUCAGCAGGACUGAAAACUCCCAAAAGAUUCCAGCUAUUCAUCUCCAACACAGCUUUUAGAAACUUUGAUAUGAGCACUUGCACAGCUAUCAGGACCUGCUCGGGCUGUUACCAAGGGCAGGGUGGGUUUACAGUGAGCCUUGAACAUCUGACGUUCACCAACUCACCCUUCCAAGUGUCCUUCCCCUUUCCACAUGCUGCCAUUCUUGAGGAUCUUGAUGGCUCUGUCACUGGGAAGGAAGGAAGUCGUAUUCUCCCUUUUACAGACAUCCUUGUGGCUUCCUGCACAACCAGUGCCAAUUUCAGCCAAGCUUUGGGUGGCAGUGUAUGCAGCAAGGACCUUGUUUUCCACCGUAUGUCUCUUUACUUAAGAGAGGCUCCAGAGACUCCCUACAAUUUAACUGUGAUUGACAGUAGGAAUAAGACAACCACAGUCAAUUAUGUCCCUGACACUCUCUCAGACCUGCAUGGCUGGAUGUGUCUGCUCCUGGAUAAAGAGACCUACACACUGACAUUUGACAGCCCUUCGGUCAUCAAGCAGCUCCAGUAUUCAGUCACAUUUAGCAACUUCACAACUGGAAAUUACUUGCUGGUGGAACACAAGGAUCUUCCUGCCCAGCCUGAGGUUGUGGUGUCCUGUGGGAAAAGGACUGGACAGCCACUCCAAUCUCUGCCUUCCUAUGGUCAUCACAGGAGCUGUGACUGGUAUCUCGACAGCACACUGAGGAAGCUAACCUACUUGGUCACAGGAGCUGACUUAAUUCAGCUGGAGCUGAAAGAGAAGGAAGGAGCCCCUUCACCUACAUCAGAUCCUUCUGAUUCUGUUUUGAAAUGGUCGCACCCAGAGACAUGGAAGGAUGUGGAAAAAGGCUGGGGUGGAUUCAACUGCAGCAUCCCAGGUCCAGGAGAAGAUGUCAUCAUCUUACCCAACCGGACCAUCCUGGUGGACACAGAUCUUCCUCCUCUAAGAGGUCUCUACAUCCUUGGGACUCUUGAGUUCCCCACCAACUCCAGCAAUGUCCUGAGUGCAGCCUGUAUUGUGGUUGUGGGAGGUACACUGAACGUGGGUUCUUUUCAACAUCCUCUAGAAAGGGAUUCAAAGCUACUGAUCCUUCUUCGGGCAUCUGAAGGGAUUUACUGUGAUCAUCUGGAGGAAAUAAAUGUCCACCCAGGGAGUAUUGGGGUUUAUGGGAAGGUGCAAAUUUAUAGCUCUUAUCCUGGGAAGUCUUGGACACAUCUUGGAGCUAGUGUUGCUCCUGGCAAUGAAAGGAUUUUGGUGGAGGAUGAAGUGGACUGGAGGCCUGAGGGAGAUCUUGUGAUCAGCUCUUCCUCCUAUGAAGCCCACCAAGCUGAACUAGUUACACUUAAAGAAGUCAGUGGUCAUAUUAUAACACUCCAUGAACGCCUUAUCCACAGGCAUGUUGGGCAUCCCCAUGACAUAGAAGAUGGUAGAAGCAUCCCUUUGUCUGCAGAAGUUGGACUCCUAACACGGAAUAUACAGAUCAAGUCUGAUGUGCCUUGCACUGGGAAGAUACUGGUGGGACAUUUUACGGAUUCCAGUGGGAGAGAGUUUGAAGGUGUCCUUCAACUCUUAAAUAUUGAAUUUUUGAACGUUGGGCCUCCUCAACUUUCUGCUAUUGAAUUCAGGAAUGUAACUCAACGGUCCUCAGUGGUGUCAUCCACCAUUCAUGGUAGCUGUGGAGUUGGCAUUAAAGCAGUCAUGAGCAAUGGGAUCUGCUUGCAUGAUAAUAUAGUGUUCAACACGGUCGGACCUGGCAUUGAUUUGGAAGGGAAAAACCAUUCUCUCAUCAGGAACCUCGUUAUUCUAAGCAGGCAGCCAGAGGGUUUAUUAAACUGGGUUGCUGGCAUCAAGGUGAAUCUUGUCAUUGGUGUCUCCCUCUAUGGCAAUGUUGUGGCAGGAUCUGAGAGGAUUGGAUUUCAUAUUAGAGGCCAAGAGUGUUUGCUGGAUGUUGAUUAUUGCAGUGAAAAUGUGGCCCAUUCAAAUCUCCACGGUAUUCAUCUGUACAGGGGAGAUGGAUUUCAGACCUGCACUAGAAUAACAGGCUUUCUGUCUUACAAGAAUUAUGACUAUGGUUUGAUGUUCCACCUUGGAAGCAGCGUCAUCAUAGACAGUGUGGUGCUGGUGGACAACACUGUGGGUCUCAUGCCAGUAAUACACUGUCUGUAUGCCAAGCAGUGCUACACGGGGAAAAGACUCCUUGAACUUAGAAACUCUACCAUUGUUGCAACAAGCUCAACUUUUGACUGCAUCAGAGACAGGAUCAAACCUCAAGCAGCUGACCUAACUUCCAGGCAUCGACCACCAUACUACCUUCAAAGAGGCCGUGCUGGGAUUUUAUGGCCUAAAUUUACCACUGUGACCAGCCAGAGGCCAGAUAGCCCAUGGCACAGAAUUGUCCGCUGUCCAAAAGUGCUAGGACUCAUGAAGCUGAAAGACGUCACAUUUACUGGUUUUACAAAGAGCUGCCACGGCGAAGACAGGGAUGUCUGCAUCAUGUCAGAUACUGACCAUUCAGGCAUCAUGCCUCUGAUCACAUCAGAGAGAUCGAGGAUGUUACGUGUCAAUGAAAAGGAUGAGUUCUACUUUCAUGCAGCAAGCUCUGAAGACACUACAUUCCCUGAAAAGAGCUGUGAAGGCUCAAGAAAGGCCCUUGUCAAGGAUUUGGAUGGAAAUCUCCUGGACCUAGAACCACCUGUUUCUGUUUUCCCAAAGUCAGAAUUUGAAUGGACAAGGUUCUACUUGCAAUCUGGUGUCUCAUCUUUAGCUUUCUCUGUUAGUGUUUUUGGGUCAUAG
Lagopus leucura (white-tailed ptarmigan) is the source of this 4266-nucleotide messenger RNA. It is a transcript of the gene PKHD1, whose product is annotated as PKHD1 ciliary IPT domain containing fibrocystin/polyductin. The transcript is spliced from 25 exons. Lineage: Eukaryota; Metazoa; Chordata; Aves; Galliformes; Phasianidae. The record is from RefSeq and is a predicted model, not a curated record. The coding region runs from base 1 to 4266 and encodes 1421 amino acids.